AGUUGUAUUAUAGUUUAUCAUAGUACUCUUUCUGACCACAUAGAUAAAUCUCAUCCAUGAAAACUUAAGAUCACAGGAUAUUACGAUACGACCCAGCCUUGGUUUUAUCGACGACAUCUGAUAAGAUUUCAACGGUCCUGAUUAAGAGUUUAGUUUGUCGGUAGUAUUUAAAUUCAUGUGAUGCCCCUGCGACACAUUAAAUAAUUAAUUCCCUUAUUAUUAUUAUUAUUAUUAUUAUUAUUAUUUUGUUAUUAUUAUUGUCCGAUUGUUAAGUCUUUGUUUGUUUGUAUUUAAUAAAAAAAAGCAUUCAUACAAAAACAAAACCCUAAGAACGACUCUCCCAUAUUAUAAAUCAAGGAAGCAGCCCUCAUUUCUCCCUUUCUAUUAUCUUUCUCAACAUCACAAAUCCUUUCUCCCAAGUCCCUACACCCUCGUAUAACCCCUUUUGGCGACUUUGGUAGGAUUAAGUAGAGAUGUCUCGCACGUGCUCCCAGUGCGGGAACAAUGGCCACAACGCUCGCACGUGCACGGAGCUCUGCGGCGGCGAAGGAGGCACAUCUGCCGCCCCCGGCGAGAACGCGAUUAUGCUAUUCGGUGUGAGAGUCACUGAAGCCACCGGAAGCUCCUUCAGGAAAAGCGCUAGUAUGACGAAUCUGUCUCAGUUCGACCAGCCUCCUCUUCAUCACGACUCUAACGCCGAAGCCGGUUACGCUUCAGACGACAUCGUUCAUGCCUCUGGCCGCAGUCGCGAGCGAAAGAGAGGUACUCCAUGGACGGAAGAGGAACACAAGCUUUUCUUGUUGGGAUUACAGAAGGUAGGAAAAGGAGAUUGGAGAGGAAUCUCCCGUAACUUCGUUAAGACUCGUACGCCAACUCAGGUGGCUAGUCAUGCCCAAAAGUACUUUCUCCGCCGUAACAACCAUAAUCGCCGACGCAGGAGAUCUAGUCUCUUUGAUAUUACAACUGAUACUUUCAUGAAUCCAUCAUCAUCAAUGGAAGAUCUGACAAUCCUUCAGGAGUCUCCAUCAUCACUACCAGUACUGUCUCACCCACCUCAACCGUGUAAUAUCGGGCUCUUUCCGAUGAGUAUGGCGCGGCCAGUAAUUCUACCAAUCGCUACAGAAAACUCGGUAGAGAGUACUCUGGCAUUCGAAUCCGGGAGCCAAGGGAAUAAAACAGCGAUCUCAAUGCCAAUCCGGCCGAUUCCGCUUCACCCGGCCGUACUUCCCCCGCCAUCUGCCAAAAUGGCUAAUCUAAAUUUGAACAAGUCGUUAGAGCCCUCAAAUCUAUCGCUGAAGCUCUCUGGCCCUUCAUCGUCAUCGACGGAUGAAAAAUCGCAGCCCCCGCCGCCUCAACGACCGCCGCAACAUCCGCCCACUAAUUUCCAGGCUAUGCCGAAUGGUGACAGCAUCAUUAGUGUUGCUUGAAGAGUAUUAAUCAAUUAAUUAUCAUUCCAAUAAGGAAAAAAAAUAACUCAUUUUGAUGUGUACGAUAUAUAUAUAUAAAUAUAUAUAUACACACAUCUAGCUAGCUAGCUAGCUACCAAGAAGGAAGUGGGAUUAGGACAAAAGUUAUUAAAAAAAUUGGAUUGAUUAGACAGAGUUGAAUGAUUAGGUUGUCAAUUAGCUAGGGUAAUUAGUCUUUGUUCCUUGUCUGUAAAGAUUAUUAGCGAUUAAUUAAGAUUUAGGAUUAUAAGAUGGGCUGUCGUUUUCUAUGUGGGGAUUCUCGGUUGAUUGGUUGUCUGGUUCUUUAUUUAUGUGGUGGACAGAAUAGCAAUAAAACGCACAACCUGGUCUGCGUUUUAUUAUUUGGUCACACAUGGGGGAAUUUUAUGAAGAAAUAUAUAUUAGUAAUAAUAAGUAUAUAUUUCUGUAAAUGAAUAUAUAUAAUAAUAUAUGUAUUAGUCGGUUUGUAUUA
Molecule: messenger RNA, 1917 nt
Organism: Cannabis sativa
Lineage: Eukaryota; Viridiplantae; Streptophyta; Magnoliopsida; Rosales; Cannabaceae
Product: transcription factor MYB1R1
Exons: 3
Coding region: 474-1427 (317 amino acids)
Biological process (GO): response to gibberellin; response to auxin; response to ethylene
Molecular function (GO): DNA binding; zinc ion binding
Source: RefSeq, a predicted model, not a curated record